Molecule: messenger RNA, 7140 nt
Organism: Theobroma cacao (cacao)
Lineage: Eukaryota; Viridiplantae; Streptophyta; Magnoliopsida; Malvales; Malvaceae
Source: RefSeq, a predicted model, not a curated record
AUGGGUAUUACUUCGGCGGAAGUUGAUCAGAACCUAAGGAAAAAAGGGGACAAUGAAUGUAUCCCGUGGAGUUUUCUACGUAGUUAUAUCAUGAAGCAACGGGACACCGAGCAAGGACAGCUUGUGAUGGCCUUGGGAAUUUAUGGGCUAGUGAUCUUCCCCAAAGUUUUGGGACAUAUAGAAGUCGGAAUUAUAGACUUCUUCGAGCAAGUCGUCAACAAGGCCAAUCCUUCGCCUUCUAUUCUAGCGGAAACUCUCAGAUCACUGAAUUACUGUCGAAGAAAAGGUGAGGGACGAUUUGUGGGAUGUGCACAGCUUCUUUCCAUCUGGAUAGUGAGCCACUUUGAAUGCAAGGUCGAUAAGUUCAGAAAGCCAUUUCAUCCGCAAACCGCCCCUAUCAGAGAAUUUUGUGAGAGUGAAUGGCCAGAAAAUAGGACUAAGGAACAAUGGAUCUCUAGACUUCGAGAACUCAUGAGUGUGGAAGUGACAUGGAGAGCUCCGUGGAUGCCGCAUCACCCGGUCUUGUACAAAUGUGGAAAUGAACCUUGGGUACCGUUAAUGGGGCCAUGGGGAGCAAUCAGUUACGCCCCAAUUAUGGUGAGAAGACAAUUUGGGUCAGAACAGUUUGUACCGAUGACACACCGACUUAAUACUUUAGAGUUUGCUUAUGGAGAGCCGGGUUUUCUGAAAAGGAUCGAGGAAAUUGCGCAAGCUUGGAAGAAAACUAGCCGAGUUGAUCAAGGGAGGUACACCGAUGAAGUGACUACCGGAUAUCAGAUAUGGCAUGACCAACGAGUUAAGGAUGUGGUAUAUCCGAAAGAAGAUGCACUACGUGGCCCAGUUGAUCCAGAACCACGAGACGCUUUGCUCGAAAGUGAGUUGGCUCGAAAGAAGUCCGAAGCUGAAAAUGCCAGUUGGAAGCAACGGUAUGAAGACCUCCAAAAAGAGUGUGAGAAAAUGAAAAGAGAAGUAAGUGAGCAAAGAAAGAAAGUCCGAAAAAUGGAAGGGAAGUAUGAGAGCCUGAAUGAUAAGUUUUUUGCCACAACCAGUGAACUUCAAAGGGAAAUACAGGUAAGAGAAAAUCGAGACAAUGAACUUCAAACGCACAAUGAUGGGCUAAGAAGACAAGUGCGAUUCCAACAAGAGUCCAUCCAAUUACUAAGACAGGAGUAUGAAGAGCUCGAAGGGGUCAUGACGACUUAUCAACAGGAAUAUGAACGCCUCAAGCAACAGAGCACCAGAAUCCAAGAAUGGGGUGAAUCUUACAGACAAGCUUAUACAGAGAAGUACAACCAGAUGGAUUACUUGGUUUGGCAAAUGAGGGAGGUGGCUUACAAGGAAGAAAUGAGAGAACAGUUAGCAAAGAUGAUGGAAUUGAUGAUGAGUCUCAGUAAAGGAAAAAGAGCGAUCGAAGAGCCAGCUCCGUCAGAAAACCCACCAGCACAAGACAGUGGAAACCAAAGGGAAGAUCCACCCUAUCCCCCAGGGUUCACUCCACCACAUGCCCAAACCUCUCAAAGGGUCCACCCUCAAGUGAUCCCACCCGUCUAUUACAAUGCACCACCCCCGCUAGGCCAUCAACCGAUUCAUGGGCAAUUUGGGCCAUAUUCUAGGAUAAAUCCUGCUGAACCAAUAAAUGUCCCAGAUUUAGACGAUCCAAAAGAGCAAGAAAAACUAAGAAAGGACUCGUCACAAACAGGGGAAAAUGAAAAAGACCAGAAAAAGUAUGAUCUGUUGGAAGAACGUCUUCGUGCUAUCGAGGGAGUUGAUAGGUUUGGUACCAUGGACGCAACUGAGCUAUGCUUAGUGCCGGAUGUAUUAAUCCCUGCCAAGUUCAAGGUUCCGAAAUUUGAGAAAUACGACGGAACAAAAUGUCCCAUGGCACAUAUUACUAUGUAUUGUCGGAAGAUGGCGGCACAGUCUCACGAUGAUAAGUUACUGAUCCAUUUUUUCCAAGACAGCUUGACUCGGUCAGCUGCUCAGUGGUACGUACAGCUAGAUCGAAACCGUAUUAAGACUUGGAAAGACUUAGCAAGAGCCUUCAUAGCCCAAUACAAGCAUGUGGCUGAAUUAGCCCCUGAUCGUUUGUCAUUACAAACUAUGGAGAAGAAGCAAAGCGAGAACUUCAAGGAAUAUGCCCAAAGGUGGAGAGAUACAGCAGCGCAAGUUCAGCCACCUCUCACUGAUAAGGAGAUGACUGUUUUGUUCAUAAAUACCCUCCGAGCUCCAUUCUACGAGCGCUUGAUCGGCAAUGCCACGAAAAACUUUGCAGAUUUGGUCUUAUCGGGAGAAAUAAUAGAAGGAGCUAUCAAAAGCGGAAAAAUUGAAGGGCAUGAAGUUGCCAGCUCAAAGAAAGGGAGUACGCCCAAGAAGAAAGAAGGGGAUGUGCAAGCAGUCGCUCACGACAGCCAACAAGCCCACAACUUUAACCCAUAUUACCCGUACCCUCCAUACCAACCCUUCUAUCCGCACAUAGGCAACGUCACACAAAACCCAUAUGUGUACCAACCCGUCCCGCAACCAACAUUUCAAACCAAUGUUCUUCCACAAACUCCACCACCAAGGCCGAUAGCUUCAACCAAUAAUCCUGGCCAUGGUCAAAGAGGACCUAAAACUACCCCAGAAAGACCAAAAUUUGAUCCUAUUCCAGUCCCUUACACUACAUUGCUGCCACAACUCAUAGAAAAUCGACUCCUUGCUCGAACCCCUUUAGAACCACUCCGACCACCUUUCCCGAAAUGGUAUGAUCCGAAUGCGCAUUGUGAUUACCAUUUUGGAAUUCAAGGGCACUCUACCGAGAAUUGUACUGUUUUAAAACAUAAAGUUCAAGCGCUCAUUAAGGCAGGACUUUUAAAUUUUGCCAAAAAAGACAGUUCGGGUGUUGAUGGGAACCCGUUACCUAAUCAUGGAAGACCGACUGUGAAUGCCAUACAUGAAGGGAUGAUUCGAAGGGUGAAAAAGGGUAUUGAUGAGAUUCAAACGUUGAUGGAUAAAGUGUUUGAGGCGUUGUCCAAGAUAAAUGCCAUCACUCCAGAACCCAUCGACACAAAGGAAUUGGGGCAUGAUUUCGCUUAUUCUUGCAAAUUUCAUAUGGGGGCAAUUGGGCAUUCUAUUCAAAAUUGUGAUGGCUUUCGUCGUAAGUUGCAAGAAUUGAUGGAUUCAUCGGUAAUUGAGUUUUAUGAAGGAGCUGAAGAGAAUUUGGUCGGAACCAUAAAUGGAGACACCCCAGCUGAAGUGGCAUCAAGUUCAUUCGGGGCAAACAAACCUAAACCUCUCACCAUCUUCUAUGAAGAAAACAAAAGCCCGAUGAAUGACACAUCCCCAACUAUGAUCAGAAAUGGUAUCACCAUCGAAGUCCCCAGCCCAUUCCCUUACAAGAGCGAUAAGGCUGUCCCAUGGAAUUAUGAGUGUAAUAUUUUGGGCACAGCUUCAUCCGCCCCCCAAGCAUCUUUUGAAGACCUAACUGGUGUGGGGGGUAUAACGCGAAGCGGGCGAUGUUAUUCCCCUGAGGUAGCAGAAAACGUUGGAAAAGGAAAACCAGCACAGGGAGAGGGAGGCCUAAAGAAAGCAGAUACCUUUUCCAAGGACCAAGUUGACGAAUCCGUAGUUGCCCCGAACAAUGAGGUCAAAAAUCCUGUCACCGAGAAAGAAGCGGGUGAAUUUCUCAAGUUUAUCAAACACAGUGAAUACAGUGUGGUAGAACAAUUAACCAAGAUGCCCGCUCGCAUCUCGUUGUUGUCUUUACUGUUGAAUUCGGAAGCACACAGGAACGCACUGCUCAAAGUCUUGAACCAAGCUUAUGUGGCACAAGAUAUAUCAGUGGAAAAGUUAGACCACAUCGUGGGGAACAUUACAGUGGGAAACUUCAUUGCCUUUAAUGAUGAAGAAAUACCAUCGGGUGGUCGAGGAAGUAACAAAGCGCUGCACAUUACCAUCAAAUGCAAGGACCAUGCCGUACCUAGGGUCUUGGUCGAUAAUGGUUCCGCUUUAAAUGUCAUGCCUCGCUCUACUUUAACCAAGUUGCCAGUAGAUGUGUCGUAUAUGAGAACCAGCCGCAUGGUUGUAAGGGCUUUCGACGGGACCACAAGGGAGGUGGUAGGAGACAUUGAACUACCGAUAAAAAUUGGCCCUUGCAUUUUUGAGGUCCAAUUUCAAGUCAUGGACAUUGCCCCGUCCUACAAUUGCUUGUUAGGGCGUCCAUGGAUUCAUAUGGCUGGAGCCAUACCAUCUUCCCUUCACCAAAAGGUUAAGUUCAUAGCUGAAGGCCAACUGAUAAGUGUAUGUGCGGAAGAAGACAUACUGGCUAUUCAACCAUCAUCUGCUCCCUAUGUAGAGGCAACAGAAGAAGUCCCAGAAUGCUCUUUCAGAUCUUUUGAAUUUGUUAAUGCUACUUAUGUGGGGGAAAGGAAAGUGAUACCGACCCCUCGUUUGUCAGUAGCCACUAAAAUGGGAGUUAAGCAGACUGUGGGUAAAGGAUGCCGUGCUGGUUUGGGGUUAGGAAAGAAUUUACAAGGAAUUAACCGUCCUCUGACUCCAAUGAAGAACGAAGAAAGGUUUGGUUUGGGGUACAAGCCUACCAAAGAAGAGAGAAGGAAACUGACAGCUCAAAAGAAGAUUAAAAGGAUGGCUCAACUUGAGGGAAAGGAAGAAGAAUUCGGGGAACGGACAAUCCCACACCUAUAUGAGACUUUUCGCUCUGCAGGUUUCAUUCAUCCCGAAGCGCCACCAAAGGUCAAUCAGGUUCUACGGAUAUUUGAUGAGCUAUCAAUCCAUAUGAUCAGAGAUGAAGAACCUGAUGAGAAGAUCCCUGUGGUGUAUCCAGUACUGCCAGGAGAGGAGCUAAGCAAUUGGACAGCCACGGAACUGCCCAUCAUCUUUAAGUCUUCCAAAAUGUCUUUAAAUAAUGAAUACGAAGACAAUCUAGACAACGAUUUGAAUAUCGAUUUUGAGAUGUUUCCGAACGUUGAUGAAUUGAAAAAUGAAGAGGAGGUGGAUGACUAUGGCUUACCCCCUGAUUUGUCGAGAAUGCUGGAACAGGAGGAAAAUGAGAUUUUACCUCAUCAGGAACUCACAGAAAUGAUUAACCUCGGAAAUGGGGAAGAGAAGAAAGAGGUUAAGAUUGGCACCUCGCUGCCAUCCGAUGAACGACAGAAGCUAGAAGAAUUGCUCCGUGAAUAUGUGGACGUGUUUGCGUGGUCAUAUCAGGACAUGCCAGGUCUUAAUACUGACAUUGUUGUCCACAAGUUACCUAUGGGACCAGAUUGCAAGCCUAUUAAACAGAAGUUGAGAAGGAUGAAGCCAGAAAUGUUGCUGAAGAUUAAAGAGGAAGUAAAAAAGCAAUUCGAUGCUGGAUUUUUAGAGGUGGCUAAGUACCCUGAAUGGGUGGCUAAUAUAGUUCCAGUUCCUAAGAAGGAUGGAAAAGUCCGAAUGUGCGACGAUUAUAGGGAUUUGAACAGAGCGAGUCCGAAGGAUAGUUUCCCUUUGCCACAUAUUGAUACUAUUGUGGACAACACAGCAAAACAUGCUUUGUUCUCAUUCAUGGAUGGCUUUUCUGGUUACAAUCAGAUUAAGAUGGCACCCGAAGAUAUGGAAAAAACAACGUUCGUGACCAUGUGGGGAACGUUUUGUUACAAAGUAAUGCCAUUUGGAUUGAAGAAUGCAGGCGCCACCUACCAAAGGGCAAUGGUAGCUUUAUUUCACGAUAUGAUGCAUAAAGAGAUAGAGGUAUAUGUGGAUGACAUGAUUGCAAAAUCUCAUACAGAAAGGGAUCAUACUGUCAAUCUCAAGAAACUGUUCGAGAGAUUGCGGAAGUUCCAGCUCAAGUUGAAUCCUGCAAAAUGCACUUUCGGUGUAACUUCUGGAAAAUUGUUGGGGUUUAUAGUAAGUGAAAAAGGAAUUGAAGUGGACCCGGAUAAAAUACGAGCUAUUCAAGAGCUACCACCUCCCAAAACGCAAAAAGAAGUGAGAGGAUUUUUAGGGAGGUUGAAUUACAUUGCUCGAUUUAUAUCCCAACUCACCUGCAAAUGUGAUCCAAUCUUCAAGCUGCUUCGGAAACGAGACCCAGGAGAGUGGAAUGAAGAAUGUCAAAUAGCCUUUGAUAAAAUCAAAGAAUAUCUCACAAAUCCACCGGUGUUGAUGCCACCGACGGUCGGAAAACCUCUCAUUCUGUAUUUGACUGUGAACAAGAAUUCUAUGGGAUGUGUAUUGGGACAACAUGAUGAAACUGGGAAGAAAGAACGAGCCGUUUAUUACUUGAGCAAGAAAUUCAUGGAGUAUGAGUCCAAAUAUUCUACGCUCGAAAAGAUGUGUUGUGCGCUAGCAUGGACCGCCUAGAGGCUCCGACAGUAUAUGUUGUAUCACACAACAUGGUUGGUGGCGAAAUUAGAUCCCAUCAAGUAUAUAUUUGAAAAACACUGCCUGUCCGGAAGAAUAGCUCGAUGGCAAGUGCUAUUGUCUGAGUACGACAUUGUGUAUGUGUCCCAAAAAUCAAUCAAAGGGAGCGCCAUCGCCGAUUUCCUUGCAAAUCGAGCUAAUGAAGAUUAUGAAUCCGUAAGUUUCGAUUUUCCAGAUGAAGAUUUGAUGGCCGUUUUGCAUGUAGAAGAGGUUGGUCCCAAUGAACUUAAUCCAUGGAAGGUGUAUUUUGAUGGAGCAUCCAAUGCUUUGGGGCACGGAAUUGCAGUAUUGAUUUCUCCGAACGAAAAGUACUAUCCAGCCACGGCGAGAUUGAAUUUCAAUUGUACUAACAAUAUGGCGGAGUAUGAGGCGUUGGUAAUGGGAUUACAAGCAGCAAUUGAGAUGAAGGCUGACGCGAUAGAUGUUUACGGAGAUUCGGCUUUAGUGAUAUGCCAAAUGAAAGGUGAAUGGGAAACUAGAGAUCCUAAACUAGUUCCAUAUAAAAAGCUGGUUACAGAAUUAAGCAAACAGUUCAAAAAAAUCAGCUUCAACCAUUUGCCUCGAGAAGAGAAUCAGAUUGCUGAUGCUUUGGCCACCCUCGCAGCGAUGUUCAAAAUAAAAGAGGCGGCUGAUGUACGCCUUUUUGAUUUAGAAGUUCACGAAGUCUCCGCACACUGCUUGAAUGUUGAAGAAGAGGUUGAUGGUAAGCCGUGGUAUCAUGAUAUCAUGCAAUACAUCAAGCACUAG